UUGGUUGCUCUCUCGAUAGUCUCGAUUCGCAAAUUCGUUUAAAAUAGGAAUCCCUGCACACGAGGAGCGACUGACUUUGGGAUCCCCAAGGCUCGGUCAGCCUAAUUUUCCCCGUUCCCCGUGUAUUGGCUCAACUUUGUGAAGGAAGACAAGAGCCGACCGAAACAACGAGAUGGACCAUAUUAACUAUAAGGUUGUGUUCUGCUUGCUGGGAGUAAUCUUGGUCGUCGGACCAUGGCUACAGAUUUUCUGUCUUUGUGCCUUGGCAUUUUACCUGUGGAAUGCCCAGAAAAUUUCCAUCAUUCUUCGGACUCUGCCUCGAGACCUUGGGUUCAUAACCAAGCUGUAUAGGAUUAUCCGUAAAAACCAGAUUUUGAAGGGUAGGAAUUUCACUCCUGCGUCCAUGCUGUCUGAUUUGGCCGCAAAGUACCCGGAACAGCCGUGCUUUUUGUUUGAAGACCAGGUGUGGUCCUACAAGCAGGUCAAUGAGCUGAGCUGGCGAGUCGCCCGAGUCUUCCACGAACGUGGUUACAAGCGGGGUGACGUUGUGGCCCUUGUAAGCUCCAACAGACCCGAGUAUGUGGCCAUCUGGGUUGGGUUAUCCCGCCUCGGCGUGAUUACAGCGUUGGUCAACAACACUCUAAGAAACAUCGCUCUUCAACAUUCGCUCGAAGUGGUUAAGCCAAAGGGCGUCAUUGUUAGUGCCGAACUGUGCCCUGCUGUGAAAGAAGUGGAAGAGGACAUUUCUGCCAAACCCACGUUGUUCAAAUUCUGCGGAGCUGACCAACAAUCCCAACUGGAAUCGCCCAGCAUUGGAUUUGAAUUGCUGAACUCUGCGUUGGACCAACAACCUGGCACCCCGAUCAUUGGAUUGAUGCCGCCCAGCUACAAGGAUGAGCUCAUUUACAUCUACACGUCUGGAACGACUGGUCUACCAAAGGCAGCAGUGCUCAGGAGCUCAAGAUAUCUUUUCGGAACCCUUGCUGCUAGAUACUUUGCCAACAUCACCAAGGAGGACAGAAUUUACAACCCUCUACCGUUGUACCAUUCUGCUGGAGGAGUUGUUGGAGUUGGCCCCGCGAUCACAAUGGGCGUUUCAUGCGUCAUCAAAAGCAAGUUCUCGGCCUCAAAAUACUUUGAAGACUGUGCGAAAUAUGAGUGCACUGUGGGCCAGUAUAUUGGUGAGAUGUGCAGAUACCUGCUUGCAACUCGGCCUUCGGAAUACGACCAGAAGCACAAAAUCCGCAUCAUGCUUGGAAAUGGCUUGAAGAAGAAUGUUUGGCAAAGCUUUGUGGAUCGAUUCAACAUAAACGGAAUUGUUGAGUUUUACGGUGCUACUGAAGGAAAUACCAAUAUUGUUAAUAUUGAUGGAACUGUGGGUGCUGUUGGCUUCCAACCUAGACUUCUACCAGAUUUCCUCAAUCCGAUGGGACUGAUUAAGGUGGACGAAGAAACCAGCGAGGUGUUGCGAGGACCAGACGGUCUGUGCUUCCGCUGCUUGCCUGGAGAGCCAGGCAUGUUCGUUGGCAAAAUAAAGGAAGGAGACGCAACCAGGGAAUUCCACGGCUACGUUGACAAGAAGGCUUCAAGCAAAAAGGUGGCCACAAAUGUGUUCAAGAAGAAUGACAAAUACUUCCUCUCAGGCGACAUUUUGGUGAUGGACGAGCUGGGCUAUUUGUAUUUCAAAGACCGAACUGGAGACACGUUCAGAUGGAAGGGAGAAAACGUAUCUACGACUGAAGUGGAAAAUGCAAUCACCAAAGCAGUUGGAUUGCAAGAUGCCUGCGUGUACGGUGUGGAGAUCCCUAACACAGACGGUAAGGCUGGCAUGGCCACAAUUGUUGAUGCAGACGACACCGUGGACAUCAGCAAAUUGGGAAAAUCUUUGGCAAAAUAUCUGCCGCCAUAUGCUCAGCCCUUGUUCAUUAGAUUAGCCAAGAAAAUCGACGUGACUAGCACCUUUAAACUGAAGAAGUUCAAUCUGCAAAAGGAGGGUUUCAAUCCAGCAAAUGUCGGCUCUGAUCGCUUGUAUUUCAGAGUGAGCAAAGAUGGGGACUUCAAAGAGCUCACAUCAAGUUUGUAUGAAGAGAUAGUAGCUGGGAAAGUUCAGUGCUGAGAUUCCAGAGGUCAUAAGUGACAAAGUGGCUACUGAAAUAUAUGUUAAGAAAUUUGUAGUUUUGGUUUGUUUUGACUGAUUUUUCAACCAUCAGAAGACUGUUUAUCUUGUAAUUUGCAACGUUGAUCGCGCAAAUGAAUCGCCGACCUCUUCUGACUUAUCAAGAAUAUUUUUUUUUAAUUCAACCAAAAUUUCAAGACUAACUCAUGAGCUCACAAACGACACCGAUUGCUCUUAUUUGGAAUGUUCUAAAUACAAAUUUUUCUAAAUAAGUAAUAUAUUUUAAACAGCAUAAAUGCCAACUAAAAAUCUAAAAAUAUCACAUUUGUGUGUCACAAAGUGUGAUUUCACCUCAUAAAAUCUACCUUUUCUGCAUUUCUUCGCCAGAUUUGUCAUUCAUACUCACUAAAAAAAUGUAUUUGUCAUGGUAGUAAAAAUAUGAUGUGAUAAUUGUAUUCAAGUUUUCUCGAGCAAAUAUUUUGACUGAUCUUGUCGAGAUAUUAAGGUCGUAAUAUUUUGAUAGCAAGCUGGCUUAAAUGCAGAUAUAAAAUCUCAAAACUAGUUAUAAUUAUUUCAAACAGCCGCAUUUAAUGAAAUAUUUUGCCACACCAAACCGUUAACAAACAAUAAAGGUAAAAACACUAUGUAAA
This is a messenger RNA of Cloeon dipterum, 2766 nucleotides long. RefSeq names its product long-chain fatty acid transport protein 4-like. Gene Ontology annotation, biological process: triglyceride homeostasis. The transcript is spliced from 10 exons. The record is from RefSeq and is a predicted model, not a curated record. Gene Ontology annotation, cellular component: endoplasmic reticulum. Lineage: Eukaryota; Metazoa; Arthropoda; Insecta; Ephemeroptera; Baetidae. Gene Ontology annotation, molecular function: long-chain fatty acid transmembrane transporter activity; long-chain fatty acid-CoA ligase activity. Bases 173 to 2116 code for a protein of 647 amino acids.